Messenger RNA from Gambusia affinis (western mosquitofish), 1941 nucleotides. It is a transcript of the gene sptssb, whose product is annotated as serine palmitoyltransferase, small subunit B. Gene Ontology annotation, biological process: endoplasmic reticulum organization; ceramide biosynthetic process. Gene Ontology annotation, cellular component: serine palmitoyltransferase complex. Bases 481 to 723 code for a protein of 80 amino acids. Lineage: Eukaryota; Metazoa; Chordata; Actinopteri; Cyprinodontiformes; Poeciliidae. The record is from RefSeq and is a predicted model, not a curated record. Gene Ontology annotation, molecular function: serine C-palmitoyltransferase activity. The transcript is spliced from 3 exons.
UUUGGGGUCUUUAAUAAUGACCAACCCGGUUACUGUGAGCGUGAAGCAGCGUGUUUUUCCGUUCCGCUGCUGCUGCUGUUCGCUGCGUCAGGAGAGACUGCGGCGCAGCUUCUGGCUGCAGGAUGGCGGGACAGCAGCGCCAAGGACGCGGCAUGGAUUGGAGAAAAGUUUAGGAACGCCGCACAUAAAAGGGCAUCAUGCAUGGCACGAAAAAGGGGGGAGCAGGGGGAAGCCGAUGUAUUCCGCAGCCGGAAUUCAUCGGCUCCCUUCUGCGCCCUCCGACGCACCAGCCGCUUCCUCUUGGCCGCUAGUAUUAGCGCACACUGACCGGCCUAUGCGUCAACCGGUCCGCCUCCUCCGUCGCUCCACCUGCAUGAUCCGCGAGCCAGAAAGCAGCGGAGCAGCAGGGGGGACGCGGGCUGCAGCUGGUCCUGUUGCAGAGGACACAACCAGGGGGUUCCUACCGACUGAGCUGGCAGGAUGAACUUCAAAAACAUGCGGGAGUACCUGGCCUGGCUGUACUACCAGUACCUGCUCAUCACCGGCAUCUACGUUCUGGAGCCGUGGGAGAAGUCCAUCUUUAACUCUGUCCUCUUCUCCGCCAUUGCCAUGGUGGUCUACACCUCGUACGUGUUCGUGCCCAUCCACGUGCGUCUGGCUCUGGAGUUUUUCUCGGAGGUCAUUGACGGCCAACCGGAGAGCGCCAUGGCGCUCAUGAACUAAAAUGGAGGGGAAAGAAGAAGAGGCGGCUUGUAAAGGUGACUUUAAACCUCUCCCUUCUUCACCUGAACCACAAACCAAGACACUUCAUCGAUACUGAAAACAUGAAGAUCUUGCCGGAAUGAUCUGGAAGCCUUACUCACUUCUUUUGGAUCCCACGCCCUCUGGCCUUACCCGAUGGUAUUACACAGCAGUGCUUUAAUUUCCUGCAAUAUUGAAAUGUUUGGUUUUCCUUUUCCUCGCCAUAUGUCCUGUUUAAGUGCAUCCCACCGGCGGGUUUUGCAUGACGGGGCCAUACAUGACAGGUGCAUUUGCAUGCUUGACAAACAACAAAGCACAAAUGGUCUCCUUUUGUUCUUCUGGAUGCAAAAGUCAUGAAGGUAUUCCAGUAGUUCUGGUUUUAGCUUCAUAAGACCUGGACAUCAUGGAAGAAAUGAUUCCUCCCUCUCCCCCAGAACUAAAGCAGUAAAGGUUAUGAAACUUUUUUGUCAACUUUUCUUUAAUUUGUUUCUAAAUCUGGUCGUGUUUGAAAUGAAAAAUGCCACGCUUCACAUGUAACGGCACCCCGCAUAAACUCAUAUGAAAAGCCUUAGAAUAUUUUAAUAUUUUACUGCAGUAACACGACGUUUCACAAAACAUGGAGAAAACCAGCUUUUAAUUUGAGAACAUUUAAGCGGAGGGGGGAAAAAAUACAACACAGAAAAACGAUUUACCCAGGUUUGAUGUUCGCCUUCAUUUGAUUACUAAAAUGUAAGUGUAUUUAAGCAGUUUUUUAACAUUUAUACUUUACUUUUUUAAGUUGAUCAGAAUAGCUAAUAUAUAUUUUUUUUUUGGUAAGACAAACAGGUCUGUUUCUUAUCCACUAUUCAAAAUGGGAAAGAUUAGAAAGCUUAUACUAAAAAAAACAAAAAAAACUCUCCAGGAAUCAAUUUCUUUCCCUCUUUUGCUGCAUUUUCUAGCACCAAGGUAACAUUUGGGUCUUCAUCAGAUAUUUAUGUUAAUAUGACCUAACAGAGCCUUAUUUUUUUUAUCCAUCCCUCAGACAAGAUGCCUUGCAUAAAUAAGUAAGGCAAAAGUGCGUUGAGCUUCAUAUAUUAGCUACAGUAAAACAGCUGCUUGCCUGUGCUUCCACAUUUCCCCAAUGUUUCAAACGGCUGGAACCGUGAUGAAUGAAGCCGGGAGAUGAAAACAAAAGUUCAGUUUUACAGAUUAGCAUCAUUU